UUUUUAUUGAACCACUAUAAAUAUUGAAGAGUUCCAGCUCGCCGUCAACAAUGGCGUGUCUGCGCGCAAGCCCAAACCCUCCGGUAAUCACCCCACCGGAAUCCAAAUACACAUGCAAAUACCUUCCCAUUCACACUAUCGCCACUAGUUUCUCGAAGCAGCUUAGGUUCUCAAUUAGCGGCGCAUCAAGGCGGCCCUCAUUUCAAUCCUUCUCCGCCGCCGCCGUCCGCUGCGAGUCUUCUCCUCCAGCGCGCCGGCCGGAAUACAUCCCGAACCGAAUCCUCGAUCCCAACUAUGUUCGCAUUUUCGACACCACUCUCCGCGACGGCGAGCAGUCCCCCGGGGCCACCAUGACCACCAAGGAGAAGCUCGCGGUUGCCCGCCAGCUCGCCAGGCUCGGCGUCGACAUCAUUGAGGCCGGAUUUCCCGCUUCCUCCGAGGCAGACCUCGAGGCUGUUAGACUGAUUGCCGAGGAGGUCGGCCGUGGGGAGGGCGAUCACGUGCCCGUCAUAUGCGGCCUCGCCAGGUGCAAUAAGAGAGACAUAGACAAGGCCUGGGAGGCUGUAAAGCAUGCCAAGAAGCCCAGGAUCCACACCUUCAUCGCUACCAGUGAGAUCCACAUGAACUACAAGCUCAAAAUGUCCAGGGAACAAGUGGUGGAGAAGGCCACUAGCAUGGUUGCAUAUGCCAGGAGCCUGGGUUGCUCGGACGUCGAAUUUAGCCCUGAAGAUGCCGGCAGAUCUGACAGGGAGUUUCUUUAUCAAAUACUAGGAGAAGUUAUCAAAGCAGGAGCAACAACCCUUAAUAUCCCAGACACUGUUGGAUAUACCAUUCCCAAUGAAUUUGGACAGCUGAUUGCUGAUAUAAAAGCCAACACCCCUGGAAUUGAAAAUGUUAUCAUUUCAACACACUGCCAAAAUGAUCUAGGACUUUCAACUGCCAACACCUUAGCUGGAGCAUGUGCAGGUGCAAGACAGUUAGAAGUGACCAUCAAUGGCAUUGGUGAGAGAGCUGGAAAUGCUUCACUGGAGGAGGUUGUAAUGGCUUUGAAAUGUCGUGGCGAGCAAGUGUUAGGUGGCCUUUAUACAGGGAUAAAUACACAACAGAUUAUCAUGGCAAGCAAGAUGGUAGAGGAAUAUACUGGCCUACAUGUGCAGCCACAUAAGGCCAUUGUUGGGGCUAAUGCUUUUGCUCAUGAAAGUGGUAUUCAUCAGGACGGAAUGCUAAAGCACAAAGAUACAUAUGAGAUAAUAUCUCCAGAGGAUAUUGGGCUUUUCCGGGCUAAUGAAUCUGGUAUUGUCCUUGGAAAACUCAGUGGGCGCCAUGCUUUGCAAGCCAAAAUGCUGGAGCUAGGUUAUGAGAUUGAAGGAAAGGAAUUAGAGGACCUCUUUUGGCGUUUUAAAUCUGUUGCUGAAAGGAAAAAGAAAGUGACAGAUGAUGACCUAAUUGCACUAGUAUCAGAUGAAGUUUUCCAGCCACAAGUGUUUUGGAGACUUGGAGAUGUACAGGUAACUUGUGGCAGUCUUGGUCUUUCUACUGCGACUGUUAAGCUCAUUGAUGCUGACGGUGAAGAGCAUGUUGCUUGUUCUGUUGGAACUGGUCCUGUAGAUGCGGCUUAUAAGGCAGUUGAUCUAGUUACAAAGGUGCCUGUAACUCUCCUUGAGUACUCCAUGAAUGCAGUUACAGAAGGUAUUGAUGCCAUAGCCAGCACUAGAGUUUUGAUUCGCGAGGACCAAGCAUCAAUCCAUGGUUCAACCGGAGGGAGUGCAAACCGUUCAUUUAAUGGAACCGGAGCAGCUAUGGAUGUUGUAAUCUCCAGUGUUCGAGCAUAUGUUGGUGCAUUGAACAAGCUGUUAGGUUUCCAAAACCUAGUUUCAAGAUAUAACAAAACCCAAGGUACUGUUGUCAUCUAAGCAAAUUCCCAAGCUUGCAAACAAGAGGCAAUAAAUAUCAACUGUGGUGUUGUGGUGAAAAUAAAGACAAAACUGUCUUGUUAGGAGCAUAGCUACUAGCUAGCUAGCUAGCUGGGUGGCUGAGAUACUUUAUUUGAAUUUUUUUGGGGGUUACAAUUUAGUUGAAAGAUUUUGUUGUGUGCUUUACUUUUUUGGAUGGUAGACAAAGCAAGUAUACAAUCUUGGACAAGGGUUUGAAAUACGAUUCCAGUGAUCUUGCUCCCACCCGAUUUGUCUUCCAUAAUUAUCAACCCAAAUUCACUUCAUUUUUGAUUA
Messenger RNA from Ipomoea nil (Japanese morning glory), 2228 nucleotides. Its product is annotated as 2-isopropylmalate synthase A-like. NCBI's taxonomy places the organism in Eukaryota, Viridiplantae, Streptophyta, Magnoliopsida, Solanales, Convolvulaceae. The record is from RefSeq and is a predicted model, not a curated record. The transcript has 12 exons. Gene Ontology annotation, biological process: L-leucine biosynthetic process. Gene Ontology annotation, cellular component: chloroplast. Bases 51 to 1913 code for a protein of 620 amino acids. Gene Ontology annotation, molecular function: 2-isopropylmalate synthase activity.